AUGGUUGCACAAGUGGAAACCGCGAUCAUCACGAAUGGCGUCAAAUCGCACCCCAAGAUCAAGUCCAAAAAUCAGCUACGCCGUCUGAAGCAGAAGCAGAAGAAGGUGGAGGAGAAGACUGCAUCACCGGAGACAAACGGGGAGGAUGUGAAGAUGGAAGACGGCGAUCAGUUUCAGAAUGUCGAGUACGUGUCUGAGCAGUUGGAUGUUAAGGGCGCUGCCCUCGAAGCAUUCUCCGACGUAUUUGCUCGCUUCCAGCCGCCCCUUGAAACAGCAUCUAGCCGUGAUCAGGAAAUCUCAAAGGGCGAAGUCCUCUACAAUGACGACGGUGUGCUAUCGGAGGGCGACUCGGAAGAUGAAGAAAAGAAACCUCUUUCCAAGAAGAAAGCGCGCAAACUAAACCGGUUGACGGUCGCCGAAUUAAAGCAAUUAGUGAAGAAACCGGAGGUCGUCGAGUGGACAGACGUUACUGCUGCUGAUCCUCGCAUGCUGCUUCAUCUUAAAAGUUACAGAAAUACAGUGCCCAUCCCUAGCCACUGGAGCGCGAAGCGCGACUACCUGCAAGGCAAGAGGGGUAUCGAGAAGCCACCCUUUCAGCUUCCGUCCUACAUCGCCGAUACUGGUAUUGCUACAAUGCGAGACGCUGUCAAGGAAAAGGAGGCCAACAUGUCACUCAAGGCGAAAACUCGCGAACGGGUCCAGCCAAAGAUGGGCAAGGUCGACAUCGACUACCAGAAGCUGCACGACGCCUUCUUCAAGUUCAUGACCAAGCCGAACGUCACGAUCUUUGGCGAGAUGUAUUAUGAAGGCAAGGAAUUUGAGACCCAGCUGAAGCACAAGCGACCUGGUGAUCUCUCCCCUGAGCUUGUAGAAGCGUUAUCUAUACCGCCGCUCGCACCUCCGCCAUGGCUUAUCAGUAUGCAGCGCUUCGGCCCUCCACCGAGCUACCCAACACUACGAAUUCCCGGCUUGAAUGCUCCUAUACCGGAAGGUGCUCAGUGGGGUUUCCAUCCAGGUGGUUGGGGUAAGCCCCCCCUUGACGAGUACAACCGUCCGUUGUAUGGUGACGUAUUCGGUGUAUUGCCAAAGAACAACGAUGCCGAUAUGGGUGAACCAGUGGAUCGGAAUAUGUGGGGCGAACUGGAGCCCGAAGAAGAGGAGGAGGAAGAGGAGAGCGAGGAAGAGAGCGAAGAAGAGGAGGCCCCGGAACCCACUCCAGCAGACGGUCUUCAAACACCAUCAGGCCUCGAGACGCCAUCUGGUAUGACAAGUGUUGUGUCCACGGUGGCUGGUGGACUCGAGACACCCGACUUCUUGGAACUGCGGAAACAUGGUGGAAGAGCACAGUCCGAAGCUGCAGAGACCGGCCCGAGGUCGCUUUACCAGGUGGUGCCAGAGAAGCAAACGUCGGUCAGAGGCCUCAUAGGCAGCGAGCGUGGGUACGAUGUCAGUGCUGUUACCGGUGCUGGUGCAAUUCCCGUCCUCGGAGACGAGAGGGGUGCCAAGCGCAGGUCCAAUGGCGUGGAAGUCUCCAUCGAUGCGGCGGAGCUGGAGGGUAUGUCCACGGAGGAACUUCGCAGGAAGUACGACCAGCAUUCUCGCGGCUCUGCAGGCGUCCCUGGUUCCAAGGAGGACUUCUCGGACAUGAUCGCAAAGGAAAUGGCGAAGAAGAAGCAAAAGAUGGACCGAGACAGGGACAACAGGAGGGAGAGGGAGUUCAAGUUCUGA
Molecule: messenger RNA, 1728 nt
Organism: Sparassis crispa
Lineage: Eukaryota; Fungi; Basidiomycota; Agaricomycetes; Polyporales; Sparassidaceae
Product: Pre-mRNA-splicing factor sap145
Exons: 8
Coding region: 1-1728 (575 amino acids)
Biological process (GO): mRNA splicing, via spliceosome
Cellular component (GO): precatalytic spliceosome; catalytic step 2 spliceosome; U2-type spliceosomal complex
Source: RefSeq, a predicted model, not a curated record